AUGAAUGCCAAUGGACCAGAAAGGCCACCAUCACUCCCCAGCAGACCAGCUGAACAGGAUCCAAACAGAAGAGGACCAGCUGGACAGAAAGCAAUAGCAGCAGAGAAACGCCAUACACGUGAACAGUCGCAUGAACAGAGCACAAGACCCACAGCAGAGAGAAAAAUCAGCAAAAUGAAAAAUGACCCUGCAUCAAAGCCCAGCACCAUGCCCAAGAUUAACAGCCAGAAGAUAGCCCCAGAUGGGACCUUACCUAAAUCAGUAGGGAACCCUGCUCCAACGCCAUAA
Ilex paraguariensis (yerba mate) is the source of this 288-nucleotide messenger RNA. The record is from the annotation of a GenBank genome assembly. NCBI's taxonomy places the organism in Eukaryota, Viridiplantae, Streptophyta, Magnoliopsida, Aquifoliales, Aquifoliaceae.